Molecule: messenger RNA, 2924 nt
Organism: Liolophura sinensis
Lineage: Eukaryota; Metazoa; Mollusca; Polyplacophora; Chitonida; Chitonidae
Product: 26S proteasome non-ATPase regulatory subunit 10-like
Exons: 2
Coding region: 109-951 (280 amino acids)
Biological process (GO): intracellular signal transduction
Molecular function (GO): protein binding
Source: RefSeq, a predicted model, not a curated record
CUCUUCGCACAGUUGUAGCGCGCUGAGGAUGACAACAUUUUGACAUAUUGACAAAUUAACUUUCAGCGCUGUUCGCGAUCUGCGAGAUUUUGUCAAAUUAACAUUGCAAUGAUGGAUUUCAACUACCGAGAGAACGACUUACAAGAAGCAAUAGAAACUGGCGACCUGGCCAGAGUGAAGCAACUGGUGGAGAGUGGGAUAAACCUGAACUCUAUAUUGCACAGUGUCAGGCGGCGUGAGAGUGCUACCAUCCUGGGUAUGGCUGCCUUUGAGGGACAGAUUGAAAUCAUGGAAUACCUAAUAAAGGCAGGGGCUUCAGUCAACUUGAAAGAUCCUUACUUUGGUCGCAACGCUCUUCACUGGGCAUGCCAGGGUGGCUGGUUUGAGGGGGUGAAGCUGUUGCUACAGUUUAAAGUAGACGUUAACUGCGUAGACAGAGACAAUGUAUCCCCAAUACUGCGUGCUUCCAUGACUGGUAGUGCUGACAUCACAAAACUGCUCAUUCGCCAUGGUGCUGAGGUGAGCCAGCAGGAUCGGCUGAGGUCAUCUGCGCUUCAUUAUUCCAGCUUCCACGGGACUUCCAGUGUCACGCGGGAACUCAUCAAGGCAGGGUGCAUACAUAAUAAUCCCACUAUAUUCGGUCAGGGAACACCGCUAGCUAAUCUGGUCUACCACAGUGAUAUUACAAACUGUUCUCUGCUCCUUGAGGCUGGCUAUACACUAGAAAAUGAAACUUGGCUCAGCAGCUACAAGCACAGUUCCCUGCCAAACAUCGACAAAGAUCUCUCUGCCUGCGUAGAAAUAGUGCUCAGAGCUCGGAGGACUGUUCCCCCUCUAAUGAAGAUAUGUCGUAUGGUUGUGCGCAAAGUAAUGGCUGGGGUCAAUCUGAAUGCUAGGAUGGCCCAGUUGCCACUGCCACAUUCCCUGGUGUGCUACCUGUGCUUACAGUAAUUUUAAACAUGUUAUCAGGUUAGCAUGUUACAAGUAUGUGCCUGUGGAUCCCUGAUGACACACUGACAUGUGGCUGUAUCAGACUAUACCUAAGUAUUUCAUUAUUUACUGUUUAUUUGUUUGUUUCUAAACUACAAGUGUUAGGCAAGGAGUAAUUUUGGGUUGCUUUUGAAAACAAGUCUGUACACUGAGAUCUAUAUACUACUAGUCAGUUUUGUGUAGUGUAUGGAAGUGUACAAGGUCAUGAUUCACUUUGUUGUAGAAAAGUUGAUUGGGCUUUAUUAGAGAUCUUUAUUGUUGCUAAAUAUAUUGGAAUGUUACUUCUGGUCUUGUGAUCUAUCUUCUGUUCUUGCCUGCGAUACUUGCAUUGGUCACAAACGAUUAGGUAACAGGCACACAAAAACAUACUUAUGCUGAUAAAUUGCUGUGUCAUCCACCUGCAGGGAUUAUUUUGACUCCGAGAGCAAUACUUGUUUAUGUUAGUUUUCACCUGGCUUGUAGACAUGACAGUCAGUAUUGUUGUUUGUUACUUUUACUAUUUUUGCAAUUUAGCAUGAUGUGUUAUUUUCUCUUUGCUACCUCCAGUAUCUGUUGUGAGUAAUUAUUUGUUAUCAAAGGUGGGUUUUGUUUGCGGUUGUUCAAGUCUGCAGUUGAUUAUAUGAUGCUUCCAUGUUUGCGGUAAGUAACAUUUGUUGUGCUACUACAUUGAUAUUUGUAUGUAUAUACAUUGUAUAAAUAUAAUAUAAGUGUACAGAUACGUUUGUAUCAUUGUAAGACAAUGGUGGCUGUUUACCAAUAACACACCACAAAGAAUAUAUUCUGAGGUAUGAAGCUUAUUUAGUCCUGAACCUAAGAUUUAAUAUUUAAAUUUAUAUUUUAGUAUUUAAUGCCAAUGUUUGUGCUGCUGAUAUUUUUAGCCUUGGCAGUCAAUCCAUCAUUUUUGUGAGCGAAUCAUGCAUUAGUAUUUUAUUUCCUAAUCCAUGCAUGGAUGGGUGGAAACUUUGCUGGUUCUACCAAGUAGACCUGCACUUGUCAGAUUCAUUAAAAAAUUAUGCAAAUGAGCUAUGAUGUCAUCAACUGUCUAUAAAUUUAAACAGGUUCAAGUUUAUCUUCUUAUGAAAUAUCUUUUCAGUUUUUUGGCAGCAUAUGGAAAAUGAUUUCUGCCACCAGAUUGAGUGAUUCUAUUUUGUAAACAUGAUAUUAAUUGCUAAGGCAACCACUUACUAGAGCUUAUAUAUGGACCGGUUACUUUUGAUGAAAAUGGUUAUUUGGGAUCCAGAAUAUAAACAUUAACUGAUGGGAAAUUAAUGUUAAACAUUUAAUGCUGCUGAGGUUAACAAAUUGAGGUAACAAAUUGUUUUUAUAAUCUGUGAAAAUUAAAUCUGCACAAAAUAGUCUCCUUGUGCAUAAUUGCAUCUGUUUACACCAUUGUAUUAACAUUGACAUGUAGCAAACUGAACUUCACAAUUAUGGAUCAUUGAAUUAACACUGACAUGUAGCCAACUGAACUUCACAAUUACAGACCAUUGAAUUAACAUUGACAUGUAGCAAACUGAACUUCACAAUUACAGACCAUUGAAUUAACAUUGACAUGUAGCCAACUGAACUUCACAAUUACAGACCAUUGAAUUAACACUGACAUGUAGCCAACUGAACUUCACAAUUACAGACCAUUGAAUUAACACUGACAUGUAGCCAACUGAACUUCACAAUUACAGACCAUUGAAUUAACAUUGACAUGUAGCAAACUGAACAUCACAAUUAUGGAUCAUUGAAUUAACAUUGACAUGUAGCCAACUGAACUUCACAAUUACACACCAUUGAAUUAACACUGACAUGUAGCCAACUGAACUUCACAAUUACAGACCAUUGAAUUAACAUUGACAUGUAGCAAACUGAACGUCACAAUUAUGGAUCAUUGAAUUAACAUUGACAUGUAGCCAACUGAACUUCACAAUUACAGACCAUUGAAU